CCCCGCCCCCGGCAGGCUCCGAUUGGCGCCGUGUUGCCCGUGGCGCUGGGAUUGGCCAGCAGGCGCUCUGGCGAGGAGUGAAGCGGCCGAGCGGCGGGGGCGGUGCAGCAGACGCCGGGUGGUCGGUAACGCGGUGGGCUCGCCGUCAUGACUGAGGCCGCGUUUCAGAAGGCCGCCGAGGAGGUGAAGCAGCUCAAGUCCCAGCCUACGGACCAGGAGAUGCUCGACGUCUACAGUCACUACAAACAGGCCACGGUGGGCGACGUGAACACGGACCGCCCUGGUAUGCUGGACUUCAAAGGCAAAGCAAAGUGGGAUGCCUGGAAUGCAUUGAAAGGAAUGUCCAAAGAAGACGCAAUGAAAGCUUACAUAGCGAAAGUGGAAGAACUAAAGGGCAAAUAUGGCAUCUGAGGACUGGAUACAGCAGCCACUUGCACACCUGAAACAUGCCUUAUUUCUAAUACUGUGGAAAACUGGUUUCUGCAAAUAAUUUUAAAAACCUGUAUAUUACAGUCAGUUUUCCUCAUGCCUGUAGUUCUGAGGAAGUUGUGUACCUGCCUAAUGUACUGACACGUUAUAAAUUUCUUCUGGGAACAAAAUCUGGAACUCAUUAAAGUGCAUUUGGUACUUUA
Molecule: messenger RNA, 632 nt
Organism: Falco peregrinus (peregrine falcon)
Lineage: Eukaryota; Metazoa; Chordata; Aves; Falconiformes; Falconidae
Gene: DBI
Product: diazepam binding inhibitor, acyl-CoA binding protein
Exons: 4
Coding region: 148-411 (87 amino acids)
Biological process (GO): fatty acid metabolic process
Molecular function (GO): fatty-acyl-CoA binding
Source: RefSeq, a predicted model, not a curated record